AACGAUCAGCGGCAAAUGUCGUCUCCUCCUGGACCCUACUCCGGCACCAGCACUCUCGCCUUGGUGAGGAAGGUGGAUAUGCUUGAAGAAGUCACUGUUAUCUGGUCUGAGAAGGUUAAGGACGAAUUGGUGUUGGAUGGCAAUGACAUUGAGCUUGUUUCCCGAUCUGCUGCCCUGAUAAACCAAAAAUGCCAUGUGAAGAACAAAGAUAUCCGGAAGUUCCUUGAUGGUAUCUAUGUCAGUGAGAAGGGGCAAAUAGCCGAGGAGGAGUGAGAGUUAGUGGCCUACAU
Molecule: messenger RNA, 290 nt
Organism: Coffea eugenioides
Lineage: Eukaryota; Viridiplantae; Streptophyta; Magnoliopsida; Gentianales; Rubiaceae
Product: 60S ribosomal protein L9-like
Exons: 3
Coding region: 16-273 (85 amino acids)
Biological process (GO): cytoplasmic translation
Cellular component (GO): ribosome; cytosolic large ribosomal subunit
Molecular function (GO): rRNA binding; structural constituent of ribosome
Source: RefSeq, a predicted model, not a curated record